CUCCUCUUGUCGCCGUGGUAACGGAGGAGGGGGGCUGACGGGAGGAGAGGGACCGGAGCAGACUCAUGACCGCAGCUCCUCCGGUUUUCUCCGGUUACACGUCGUUAUUUGCGGGAGUCGCAGCAGCAUCAGCUCGGUCGGUGAAGAAGCAGAAGCAGAUCGUCCUCACCUCCAGCACAUUUCUACCGUCGGUUGACCGGGGGUCGACAUGUCAGACGUAGUUCCUCCAGAAGUGAGACCUAAACCUGCCGUCCCUGCCAAGCCCCCAAAUGUGGGGGCUCCUUCCCCCUCCAGCCCCUUCCCACCCCAGGGGCCGGGCAUGGGAGGAGGCGUCGGCAUCCCUGCUCCCCUUCCAAGUGGUAUUCCAGUUCCAAUCGGGAGUCAUGGCCCCGUAGCCAGUCAUGUUAUUGGUCAUGGCGUGGGCCACGGUGCGGCCAAUAGUGGGGGUCACGCUGCAGCGCACAGCGGAGGUCAUGGCCACACUGGCUCCCACAGCUCCGGUGGGGGGUCCACACUGCUGGGAUACAUUGGUAUCGACACCAUCAUUGAGCAGAUGAGGAAGAAAACCAUGAAGACAGGAUUUGACUUCAACAUCAUGAUGGUUGGUAACAGCGGUCUGGGAAAGUCGACUCUUGUCAACACCUUGUUCAAGUCCCAGGUGAGCAGGAGGAGCGCAGGAUGGUCCCGUGAUGACAAGAUCCCCAAAACUGUGGAGAUCAAAUCAGUGUCUCAUGUCAUUGAGGAGGGUGGUGUGAAGAUGAAGCUGACUCUCGUCGACACUCCAGGCUUUGGGGACCAAAUCAACAACGACAACUGCUGGGAGCCCAUUUCCAAGUACAUCAAUGAGCAGUAUGAGAAGUUCCUGAAGGAGGAAGUCAACAUCACCAGGAAAAAACGCAUCCCCGACUUCAGGGUGCACUGCUGUCUCUACUUCAUCUCCCCAACGGGACACUCUCUUCGGCAGCUAGACCUGGAGUUCAUGAAGCGCUUGAGUCACUCGGUCAACAUUAUCCCUGUCAUUGCCAAAGCAGACACGAUGACCAUUGAGGAGCGACAGGAAUUCAAACAGCGGGUAAGAAAGGAGUUGGAGAUGAGUGGGAUUGAGUUUUACCCCCAGAAAGAGUUUGAUGAGGACAUGGAGGACAAGAGCGACAAUGACAAGAUCAGAGAGGCGAUGCCCUUUGCUGUGGUCGGCAGUGACAAAGAAUAUCAAGUGAAUGGCAAACGGGUUCUGGGGAGGAAGACAGCGUGGGGAAUCGUGGAAGUUGAAAAUCCCAACCAUUGUGAGUUUGCUCAGAUGAGAGAUUUCCUGAUCAGGUCCCACCUCCAGGAUCUGAAGGAGGUCACCCAUAACAUCCACUAUGAAACUUACCGUGCCAAGAGACUGAACGAGAACGGAGGUCUACACCCAAUAACCUCCAACGGCACCCAAGAAAGCAACCUGUAGUCAGUCAGGGGAAGAGUUUAGGCAGAGUGAAAAUUAAGUUGUGCAAUGAAGCUGAUAGAUGAAGCCACAAAAUAAUAUCAUCACAUAGAUCUGUAAAAAUUAGUGUCACUUAAUUUGUUUUUUCUCAUUCCAAACUUCCAAACCAUCAAUUUAAUCCUGAAACAUAUCAAAACCUUUCAGUUCGAUUUCAGAGUCAUUCCCCCAGAAUAUUUGGAUGAAAUGUGAUUCCCACCCAGAGAUUUAGUGCCAUUAUAAAGAGGAACAUUUUAUCUACUGCCAAAGUAUUUUCACUCAUCAUUGUCUGGGUAGCAUGAGCUUAGAAAGUGCCAUGUUAUUGUGUGUAUAAGAGGCUUAUUUUUAUGUUUUUGUGUUGUGUAGCAACUGAUGUUUAAAUUCAGACACAUGAUCUGCUUUGCUCUCAAUAUAAAAAUCAUAAUUCCUGUGUAGCCAGUUGACUCUGUACUUAGGUGUUUUUUUUAUCCUCAUUUAGCCACUGCUCAUUUGAAGAAACCCUGCGGCUCUGUUGUCAGGACGACUUAACAAACAUUGCAAGCACGGCUCCUUCUGUACUCUGUUGGAUUUGAUCAUUUUGAAAUAGUUUGUGCAGACCUGCGAAAUAUGACCAGAGACAGCUGGAACAACAGGCACAUGAAAUGCAGUUCUGUGGGCAGCAGUGUGUGUAAUGUCGGACUCCACAGGGUGCAUGACUGAGCUCACUCCAGAUUCUGUGACUCCAGGAUUCACCAAAAUAGAGCAAAAUAAAAAGUUUUGGACAGUACAGCUCAGGAUCCUUUGUUGCACCACAGUGAGCACACAGGACAGAGGAGUCGAGUCCAAUGCAUUGGUGCUGUGUUCACCUAGUUGACGAUUUGUUUUUACAGUGAUGGAGAAUAAUUAUACAACGAAUCAGUUGUUUUAUUAUUAUUAAAUUUAACUUUUUAGACAGACUAGAAUGAGCUAUUUUACCACUUAAAUGAACUACAUGCACCCAGUUUUAAUGUUGAAUUAAAAGCCUACAGUGGUUUCGUUCAAAUUUUUUUAUUCAUAUGAAUAAAAAAUAGUAGCAUGGCUAAUAAAAAUCUAAUUUCACAUAAAAACUCAUCCAACAAGAAUUGUCAUAUAUAGUGAAAAUGAAUGAAAAAUUGUUGCUCUAGUUUAUUUUAGUUUGCUGAUAAGUGCCAUGCAAAGUUUUACUGAACGCAGCAGAAUUCUGACCCAGACACAAGGACAGUAUUGUGCUUGGUUUGGUGUUGAGUCCCGUUUAAACUUCCUCUUGUUCACCACUUGGUGGCAGCACUCUGCCGCAUAAAAGCAGUGACUGAACAGAACAACAAACAGGUUUUCAAUCCAGCUUUGAUUCAUGCUGAUUCUACAACUUCUUUUCUGUGCUUUUUUUCAUAUAUGAAACCUGAUUUCAUUUCCCAGUGAUAUUUAAAAAGUUCUGGUCCUUGGCUGCUGUCGGUAAAAACUACUAUAUCUCUCCAGAUCCUUGUUUACAUAAAGCUUUAAGCUUUAACCCAAUGGUAUGCACUCACACCGGCAGGUAAUAAACAUGUUUACCAAAUUUUCACACAACAUUGACACUUUUCUGCCACGUGCAGUCUGCAGCACAGCGCAAAGGUGCCAAAACUAUUCGUUAUUUAAUCUUUUCAAUACCUAUCAACGUUUUUGUUUGAAGUUGAAUCUUGAUUUUAUACAAUCAUACAUGUUUGUGCGAUUUUGACCUGAAGUGUUGUGUCUGCAACCAAAACAUUGUAGUCGUCUGUGGUUUUAGUGCAGUCAAAGGUUUUCAAGCAGAAAUUUGAAAGUGUUUACGUGUGCAUGCGUGUAUCCAUGUUGCCUGUUUGCCUAUACAGCCAAUGUGUUCACAUAUCACUGCAACUUAUCAACUAUUUCUGAGUGUGUGACGUGUACAUUAAAUUGUUACAUCAUAA
Hippoglossus stenolepis (Pacific halibut) is the source of this 3381-nucleotide messenger RNA. It is a transcript of the gene sept3, whose product is annotated as septin 3. Gene Ontology annotation, molecular function: GTPase activity; GTP binding; molecular adaptor activity. Lineage: Eukaryota; Metazoa; Chordata; Actinopteri; Pleuronectiformes; Pleuronectidae. Gene Ontology annotation, biological process: cytoskeleton-dependent cytokinesis. Bases 209 to 1447 code for a protein of 412 amino acids. The transcript is spliced from 10 exons. The record is from RefSeq and is a predicted model, not a curated record. Gene Ontology annotation, cellular component: presynaptic cytoskeleton; microtubule cytoskeleton; cell division site.